ACUUUCCGACUGACACAUGCAGUGUAUGCGUCAUACGCACACAUUCGAUAGUGGAUAGUGGCGUAGUGACGAUAAGGGUGAUCCGAUAGAGGCCGAUAGUCGAUGUUGAAUCGCACGUUUUGUGUGAGAUGUUCGCGAAUUCUUCUGGUGCGACGAGAAAACGUUCACGAGCAUGUCGAAAUUGGGCACAUACGAGCUCACGCAUCCGGAGUCGUUGUCAGAGCAUCAACUCCGUGAGAUUUUGAAGAAUAGUUGCAUUGAGGUUCUUAAUUUUGAGAAACUAUGUAAAAGCGAAUUAUUAGAGAUGUAUAAACGAGUUGCCAUGCCUUUACCACAACGACAAUGUGGAAGGGCCAAGAAUUUGGGUACAGAGAUAAAUGUGGUAUCAGACAAAUCUGUUAUAGCUAUAAGUAACAAUACGCAUAGCUUAACUGCAGAUUUAAACAAAGGAAAUAAAAGGACAUGCCAAUUGUCUCAGGCAGACAGAUUAAAGUUUUCUGUUAAUGAUCCAAAAUCAAUGCAUAAGAAAAUUCGAGUAUGUUCUAUGCCAAAAGUAGAAACUACUUGCAAUGGAAUUAGUAAACGUAGAUGUGAUGAGCAAAAUGAGGAAUCAUUAAUGAAAAAACGUCAGAAGAUUACAUGGCCAUAGAUGAUUAGAAAAAAUAUAAUCCCUUUCUUUUUAUUUGUUAUUAGAAAUUAAAUUUUAAGGAGCUGUAUGUUAGCAGAAUUUUGAAAUGACUGUAUGAAGAAUGUAUGAGAAAAGUGUAUAUAUGAUGGUAAAUGUUGUUUAUAAAAUAUUCUUGUAAAGAAUUAUUUAAGAUGUUGAAUCGUAAUUUUAAUUGGGAAUUGUAAUUAAUAGAAGUGAUUAAUCUUACUGAUAAUUUUAUCAUAUUUUUUAAUUAUUUAAUAUUUUAAUAACAUUAAAUGACAAUGUUGUGAUUUUGUGCAAAGAGUUUGACAUUGUGCAUAUGUGAUGAUAUGCGCACUCAUCCAGACAAAUAACAUGAACAAAUAGCUAAUAGUGUAUGAAUUUCGUGAAAUUUAGCUGUAACAAACAUUCUACAUUUAUACAAUUUUUAUAGAAGAAAUUAAAUCAUCUUUUGUGACAAAUUAUAGUAUUAUUAGAUUUGGUAGCAGAUAAUAAAUAAUAAUAAAUUUUACAUACAGCAGGUUAUAUAUAUUACAAUAUAUAUAUUUGCAUCAAUGUACUUUCUUCUCAAUUGACCAAUUAGACACACAAAGAUUUUAUGUAAUUUUAUGUAAUUAAGAUAAUUUUAUUUUCUUGCAAUAUAGAUAAAUAGAAUAUACAUUAAAUAAUGAUAAGUUUACUUAUAAAAAGUAUUUGUAAUACCGAUUGCUUAUAUACAUCAUAUGUAUGUGCAUUAUGACGAAAAUAUCAUCAUUUGUAAAUGGAAAAUUUAUUAUUGGAUCGAUUGUUUGUGUUCCACAAAUUUAUAUGUGAUAUUUCUGUGCGAAUAAUGCACGAAUGUAUCGCGUUUAUAUCAAUAAACAAUACAUCAGUUAUAAACAA
Messenger RNA from Cataglyphis hispanica, 1531 nucleotides. RefSeq lists its product as uncharacterized. Gene Ontology annotation, cellular component: tRNA-splicing ligase complex. The transcript is spliced from 4 exons. The record is from RefSeq and is a predicted model, not a curated record. Lineage: Eukaryota; Metazoa; Arthropoda; Insecta; Hymenoptera; Formicidae. Gene Ontology annotation, biological process: embryonic morphogenesis. The coding region runs from base 173 to 649 and encodes 158 amino acids.